AGUUAAUUAAGUUAGUUAUUACCCAAUCCUGUAUAAAAGUAACGCGAAGACAUAUGUAUAAAAAAAAGAAAUUGAAGAAAAGAGGAACAAUCUGCAUUUUUUUGCACACUCGUCACUGGCGAUUUUGGCUCUCGAUUCGAAAGAUUAGCACUUUUGUGUUAUGGACAAACGUACUAUUAUCGAUAUCUACCUGCGAUAUCGCUUAUCCGCGUCAAAGAUAAAUGCUGGAUUUAUCAGGAACGAUAACAAGGUAGACUAAAGAAUUAAAUCGCGAAUGAUCCAGCAGUGCUCGCUCGACGUUUCGCCCGAAAAUUCGGAGGAAAGCGAACGAACCUCGGAAUAAGGGUGACAGAUCGAUCAGCUGAUUUCUCGCGCAGCCUUAUCUAUGGAUUUGGACCAAUUUUCUUUUUCACGCAAUCAGCCGGUUCAGAGAAGAGAGGAGACCCUCAUGCGAUACACGGAAGCGGAGCCGAGGAUGGAGCAAAGAAGUUUUGUGCAACAGCUGAACGAGGCGUCCACGAGUGGCGAACAAUCAUCGGCAACCGGAACGUCGUCCACAGGAACGCAGACGAUAGAGAUGCAGGAAAACGCGCCGAUCAUUUACGCCAACAGCAACAUCAUCACGAUGCAACCGACAGAAGGCGAGCUCCGAUUUCCGCGAAGACCUAUUCCCGUCAGCACCCUGGACUGGAUCUCGACGCCCAGGGCGCAAUUGAGCGCGACUUCCGGCACGCAGUUCCUGGCCGGAGUCGAACAGUUGGAAAUUCAGCAGGUUAUUGAUUUGAGUACUCAUUAUUUAAGAGUACUCGGCAGAACGGAAAGAGGAACUCAGUACAGGGUGAAAGUGCCGCGGGCGGAAACGCUGUUCCUGGCGAUGGAGUCCAAGAUGGAAACGCAGUCACGAAUGUUCGGCUGGUACAAGGGUUUUGUGCUAAAUGUCCUGGAUCAAUGCGGCGAGACCGCCUUCGUCAUGCGAAAGGAUCCCAGUUGGAUGCACGUGCCUGGAUCGCGACAGAAAAUCACAGUGGAGAGCGCGAAUCUCAUCGGUAGCGUGGAGGAGAAUUUCAGUUUGGUGGGACCAAACUUUACGGUGUAUGAUGCGUACAAGGAACCGCUCUGUAAUAUAUACGGACCCAAUAUCUGCGGCUGCUGUAUGUACAAAGAAGCGCAAUUCCAGAUCAUAUCUGUAGAUGGAUCGCGCCAAGUCGCAUCGCUGAUACAUGAAUGGGAUCACUUAUCGGUCGAUUAUAUUCUAUUGCUCACAUUUCCAGUAGAGACCGAUGUGAAAUUGAAAAGCCUACUUCUCGGCGCAUCAUUCUUGAUAGAAUACUUAUAUUUUCAACGAAUAAGAAAAGCGUCCAGGAGAUAGAUAUGGUUAUAAACAAUUUAUAUACAAUUUAAAAAUCAUCAUUUUUCUCUAUGCAAGCGCAAGUGCAUACACAGGUAUUUUUUGAGGAAAUAAUUUAUAUUUUUCCUUUUAUCAGAAAUUUCCUUAUAUAAAUACGUUAUAUAAGCGCGACACGCGCGAUUGGAUCAUUUAUUAAUUAUUCAAUAUUCUAUUUAGUAUUGCAUCAUAUAUGUAUAUAAUAAAUACUUAUCGCGAGACUAUUAUCUGUUA
This is a messenger RNA of Nylanderia fulva, 1618 nucleotides long. The record is from RefSeq and is a predicted model, not a curated record. NCBI's taxonomy places the organism in Eukaryota, Metazoa, Arthropoda, Insecta, Hymenoptera, Formicidae.